CCAAGCGCCGGGUCAGUGUGUGGGAAGUGCUGAAAUUUCUGAACGUCACUGCCACCGCCGCCUUUGGCCACGGAGAUUACAACUACUGCGGUCACUCGCAKUUUGGGAUAGUUGAAGAUCGAAGAGGAAACCUUGUCAAAAAACCAAGGACUCAAAACAUAUAUCUACCCASUAGUCCGGAUACAAUAGCGGAAAUAAAAGUUUCGCUCCGGUUUAGUGCUACAUGGUUAUGGAGAAGAAGAGGAUGGAUUGCCCCUCUCUGCCACCGGGCUGGAAAAAAGAAGAAGUGAUCCGGAAGUCAGGGCUCAGUGCUGGCAAG
Molecule: messenger RNA, 319 nt
Organism: Salvelinus sp. IW2-2015
Lineage: Eukaryota; Metazoa; Chordata; Actinopteri; Salmoniformes; Salmonidae
Source: RefSeq, a predicted model, not a curated record